Molecule: messenger RNA, 4122 nt
Organism: Limulus polyphemus (Atlantic horseshoe crab)
Lineage: Eukaryota; Metazoa; Arthropoda; Merostomata; Xiphosura; Limulidae
Product: serine/threonine-protein phosphatase 4 regulatory subunit 3A-like
Exons: 18
Coding region: 292-2673 (793 amino acids)
Biological process (GO): DNA damage response; protein dephosphorylation
Cellular component (GO): nucleoplasm; protein phosphatase 4 complex
Molecular function (GO): protein phosphatase activator activity
Source: RefSeq, a predicted model, not a curated record
GUAUGAAAAUAUCAAGAUGGCGUCGUAGCGGGUGAAAGUGGAUGGUUGUAUACCAACAGCUUAAUGGAAGGAGUAGCAAUAAAUGUGAGUUGGAGUAUUGAAUUGGUUUUGUCUUGAGUAACAUGACAGACAUGAGAGUGUAUCCACAAGUCGUUAUAAGUAACAGAAAUAGAUCAAUUUAAAGAACUGUUUUUGUUUGUUUUAACAAUUUUCAUUGAAAUCAAGGAGAACCAUCUGGUGUGACAUGAGCUGUUGGAUAUAUUUGUUUAGUUAGUGUAUAGUUUAGGGAACAUGGCAGACACAAGGAGACGUGUAAAACUCUAUGCCCUUAAUGCUGAUCGACAGUGGGAUGAUCGAGGAACAGGCCAUGUGUCUUCAUCUUUUGUUGAUAAAUUUAAAGGCACCUCUUUGUUGGUUCGUGCAGAAUCUGAUGGAUCAUUACUACUUGAAUCAAAAAUUCACCCAGACACUGCCUAUCAAAAGCAACAGGAAACACUUAUUGUUUGGUCAGAGGGAGAAAAUUAUGAUCUUGCCUUAAGUUUCCAAGAGAAAGCUGGAUGUGAUGAAAUUUGGGAGAAAAUAUGCCAGGUUCAAGGGAAAGAUCCCUCAGUUGAGAUCACACAAGAUAUCGUUGAAGAAUCAGAAGAUGAAAGGUAUGAAGAUGUGUCAGAUACAGCACCGCCCAUUGAGCUCCCUCCCUGCGAUAUUGGCAGAUUAGAAGAAAUUAGUGAAUUAAUAAGCAGCUGCCUGCCAUCUCCUAUCCGACGUGAAAAACUAGCCGUUGCACUUGAGUCUGACAACUACAUAAAGAAACUCAUUGAAGUUUUUCACACAUGUGAAGAUUUAGAAAACAUAGACAGUCUUCAUCAACUGUAUGAAAUAUUUAAGAAUAUUUUUCUUCUAAACAAAAAUGCACUGUUUGAAGUCAUGUUUGCAGAUGACACAAUUUUUGAUGUAGUUGGUGUUCUAGAAUAUGACCCCUCAUCACCUAACCCAAAGCAGCAUAGAGAAUACUUACGAAACGUUUCAAGGUUUAAAGAAGUCAUACCUAUCACUAACCCAGAACUGGUGAAUAAAAUACAUCAAACAUAUCGUGUACAGUAUAUUCAAGAUGCUGUGCUUCCUACUCCAUCUGUAUUUGAGGAAAACAUGCUUUCGACUUUAAGUUCAUUCAUAUUCUUCAACAAAGUUGAAAUUGUGUCAUUGUUACAGGAGGAAGAAAAGUUCCUUGCAGAAUUAUUUGUUCAGUUGACAGAUGAAACAACAGAUGACGAAAAAAGGAAAGAUCUUGUUUUAUUUCUGAAAGAAUUCUGCACUUUUUCCCAAACACUUCAACCUCAGAGUCGAGAAACUUUCUUCAAAACAUUGUUGAAUCUUGGUGCUUUACAAGCAUUAGAAAUAACACUGGGUAUGGAUGAUCAAACUAUCAAAUCUGCAUCAAUUGAUAUUCUAUCAUACAUAGUGGACUUUAGUCCACCAAUGGUUCGUGAAUAUGUCCUUCAGCAGAGCAAUCCUCAGGAUGAUGAUCAACUGAUAAUCAACAUCAUUAUAGAACAGAUGAUAUGUGAUCUCGACCCAGAUCUUGGAGGUGCAGUUCAACUUUCAGGAAUCUUAAAGCUUCUUUUAGAUCCUGACAACAUGUUAGUUACUGUGAACAAAUCAGAAAAGACAGAUUUUCUCAAUUUCUUCUACAAACAUUGCAUGCAUGUAUUAAUAGCACCAGUGUUAGCCAAUACAGCAGGAGAUAAACCAAGUAAAGAGGACAGUCAAACAGCACAGUUACUUGGUCUGAUAAUGGAACUUCUAACAUUUUGUGUGGAACACCACACCUACCAUAUAAAAAACUACAUUCUUCACAAGGACCUACUUAGGAGGAUUCUUGUUCUCUUGAAAUCAAAACACACAUUCCUUGUUCUCUGUGCAGUUCGUUUUAUGAGGAAGAUUAUUGGUCUUAAGGAUGAAUUCUACAAUCGCUAUAUCAUCAAUGGUAAUCUUGUUGCCCCUGUUGUUGAUGCUUUUAAAAGGAAUAAUGGCCGUUAUAACCUCUUAGACUCUGCUAUUCUGGAAAUGUUUGAAUUCAUCAAAUCGGAGGACAUGAAAUCUUUGGGUACAUAUGUGGCUGAAAUGUUUGGUAAAGCCUUAGAAAAGGUUGACUAUGUACAGACGUUCAAAUCUUUAAGGUUGCGGUUUGAACAAACACAAGACAAACUGAAAGACAGAUCCUCGCUUGAAAGUGUUUCAGCAGUUCUUCGUAAUAACAGAUUUCGUAGAGAUGCCAGGCAGUUGGAUGAGGAUGAAGAAAUGUGGUUUAAUGAGGAGGAUGAAAUGGAGGAUAAUGAAUCAAUGAAUGAUUCCAUGAGUAGAAAGCUGGAUGCAGAAUUUGAUCAGAUUGGGAAAAUGCUAGAUAAAAAAGGUAGAGAGACAGAAGAAAAGGAAAACUUAAGGGCAGUGCCAAACAAGCCAGGAUCUCCCAUUCUCAACAUUCGUAAAGUUAACAGCCCCACUUCAAACUCUGCCCAGCCUCUUAGCCCCACAGUUGAAGUUAAGUCACCAACUCUAACAAGAAAAGUUGGGUUAGUGGACUAUCCAGAUGAAGACUCGGAUGACGAAGAGGAAGAAGAUGACGACUCUUCUGGAGUUCCCGUUUCUAAACGACCAAGACUAAAUACAUAGCACAAUGAGUGGUGUUUUAGAGGUUUUAAUAUUUUAGUAUUCAUCUCUGCAUGUCUGGUUGCUCCCCAUAGGCAGAAUACAAUGUGCAUAUCACUAAUGUAUUUGUAUGCACUGAUUUGUUGGCCAUAGAAAUAUGAAUUUAAAGAACUAGCUGUACAGUUUAUACUGUUCAGGGCCAGAUCAGUAAGUAGUGUACUGUCAUUAACCUUUCCUUUUUCUGUUCUACACAUGGGAACUAUUAAGUAAUGGACACAAAAAUCUUGCAACUGUGUAGAAUAAGGAAUUGCUGUGUAGACAGUACAGUCAACAGUAUUACCUUCUCUGCACACCUCAAGAGGCAGCAUUAUAAUCAAGGUAUUAGUUUUUGAAAAUGGAACAGUUGACAGAAAAAUGACGCAAUUGUGGUUUACAUACCUACCUUGCCAGUGUCCAUACGUCGACAUUCAAUGAUUGCUUGGUUUCUGACAUAAGAUUCCAUCUCCCGAGUUUCUUGAUGCUAAAUCAGUUCAGAAUUUAUGUAAGAGUAAGAAGAAAUAUAAUAAUGCUGUAAUGCCAGUUGGAUGACAAAACCUUGUAAAUUCUUUCUUGUAAUUUGUUAUUUUAUAUUUCAGCUCAUUUGAUUUUUUACUGCCACAAGCAAAUUGGAUUAAAAGCUAAUGAUAACUCUUGUGUUAAAAAGUAUAUGAAAUGUAGUUAGAGAGACAAAUGCUGAUAAGAUGAGUUGUUUGUGAAACAGCUAAUAUUGGCCAUUAAUAUGUAAGUUUUUUGGGUCAGUCAACUGAAAAAGUUUUUGUAUGGUUAUGAACUUUCAACUUUCAGCCUUCACAUAAAAUAUUUUUAACUCACUGACUUGAAAAUUAAAUGUUGAUAUGACAAGUUGGCAAAGAAUUUUCUGUAAGAUCCUUGAUGGAUAAUAGUUGUUGUUUUUAUGUAUAUAUCUGUAUGUGUAUAUGGUCUGUAUGGUAACCACUGUUCACUGAUGCCUUUUGUCCUGGCAGUCAUAAAUACAUUUUAGUAAAAGAAAAAUUAAAAGAAAGCCUCAUCUUGAAAAAACUGGAAGAAAAAAUAUUUUUAUACACUAUUCCUCCCUAUACCUCAGCAUAUGAAGUCAUUUGUAGUAUUCAUUAUAUCAUUGCUUCAGGUAAUGUACCAUGGAUAGAGAAAAAUUAAAAACCAAAAAAAAUAAUUCACAGUUAAUGACUUUUAUAUAUGAAGAGGAUAAAACUCAUCCAUCUAUUUAAACAUGUGUUGGGUUAGGUGUGAAAACUUUUAUUGUUUGAGCUUGUGUCAGAUUUUGUAAAAUGUCAUUUUAAAGGAAGAAAAGAACUUUCUUUGGUAGCCCUCACCUUAGAAUGCAUGUCAUCAGCAGUAGAUUUAAUGCAUAUGUAGAAUAUUCAUGGUGGUGUUCUUUUUACCAAAGUAAUUAAAAAAAAAAGAAACUCCAGGAAA